CUGUCAAAUUGUCAAUUCGAAAAGUGACAGCCGGAUAGCUUCAUCCAGGUGUACGGGCAUCAACAAAACAUGGCAAUGUCCAGUGUAAAUAGCGGUGAAAUACAGCUUGUAAAACAGGGAGCCGAAGCUAAAUUGUACAUCGGUACAUACAAAGGCCAACGAUGUUUGGUGAAGGAACGCUUCGAAAAGAAAUAUCGCCAUCCGGCGCUCGAUCGCCAGCUGACCCGACAGCGCAUUAAAGCGGAGCAGAAAGCGUUCCAAAGAUGUGCCACAGCCGGUGUAUUAACACCGGCGUUUUACGGUGCCGAUUUGGAGGAACGAAAAAUCUACAUGGAAUAUCUCGAUAAGAGUAGAACGGCAAAGGAUUUCAUCGAUGAACUAACAGCAUUGUCGCAAGAUGCACAAGAAUCACCGCUGCUACAGAAGUUGGCUGAAAAGAUCGGCUACGUGGUUGGUGUGCUACAUCGCAACAAUCUAGUGCACGGUGAUCUGACCACCUCGAACAUACUGCUGGAUCCAGUGGAGGAAGAUCCGGAAGAUCCUGUAUUCCCGUAUCGGUUGAUAACGAUCGAUUUUGGUUUAUCUCACUUUAGUGAUAACAACGAAAACAAAGGUGUGGAUUUGUACGUGCUUGAGCGUGCCAUUCUUAGCACUCACAGCCAGCUGCCAGGACUAUUCGAGAUGAUACUGGAGGCGUAUCGUGUACACAAUACGAACAACUGCAAGGAAACGAUUGCAAAGUAUGAAGAGGUACGCGCUCGUGGCCGAAAGCGAACGAUGGUGGGCUGA
Molecule: messenger RNA, 789 nt
Organism: Anopheles funestus (African malaria mosquito)
Lineage: Eukaryota; Metazoa; Arthropoda; Insecta; Diptera; Culicidae
Gene: Prpk
Product: EKC/KEOPS complex subunit TP53RK
Exons: 1
Coding region: 70-789 (239 amino acids)
Biological process (GO): protein phosphorylation
Cellular component (GO): nucleus; cytosol; EKC/KEOPS complex
Molecular function (GO): protein serine/threonine kinase activity; ATP binding
Source: RefSeq, a predicted model, not a curated record